Molecule: messenger RNA, 849 nt
Organism: Pieris macdunnoughi
Lineage: Eukaryota; Metazoa; Arthropoda; Insecta; Lepidoptera; Pieridae
Source: the annotation of a GenBank genome assembly
AUGUGGGACAAAAUAAUUUACGCAUUUGUUAUAAUGCUUGCUACUUAUAUACUCAAGCAACUAUUUUCGGAAACGCCAAAUAAUAUUAAGUUUCAAUCGAAGUUUCUCGUAUUUUACAUUUGGACUUCCUUCGUGGCAUUAUUUACGUUACCUUUUUUUGUAUUUCGACCAAAAAACGUGAAGAACUCACUAUGUGGAGCCCAAAUCGUUAAGCAUGUAACCAAAUUAAUUGAGGUCAAAUGGCAUUUAAGGAAUGGUAGGAUAUUGGCUGAAGAUAGGGGAGCAGUUAUCAUAUCAAAUCACCAAUCUUCUCUAGACAUUUUAGGCUUGUUUAACGUAUGGCAUGUAGCAGUAAAAGUUGCAGCAAUUGCAAGAAAAGAACUCUUUUAUAUCUGGCCCUUCGGUCUUGCCGCAUAUUUAGCUGGAGUUGUAUUUAUUGACAGGAAUAGCACCAAGGAUGCCUACAAACAACUUAAGAUUACGUCAGAUGUGAUGAUAAAAAAUAAGACAAAAAUAUGGAUAUUUCCCGAAGGAACCCGGAACAAGGAUUUUACGAAGUUACUGCCAUUUAAAAAAGGCGGUUUCAAUAUAGCAGUUGCAGCUCAGGUGCCAAUCAUUCCAGUUGUCAUAUCACCAUACUACUUUAUUAACAGAAAGAAAAAUAUUUUUAGCAAAGGUCAUGCCAUAAUCCAAUGCCUAGAACCGGUGCCUACAAAAGGUCUAACAAUGGAAGAUGUACCAGAGUUAAUAACAAAAGUGAGGAAUAUCAUGGAAAUUGCAUACAAGGAGUUAUCAAAGGAAGUUAUUAGUGCCUUACCGCCUAACUAUCCCUUAGAAACUGAGGACUGA